This is a messenger RNA of Striga hermonthica, 1200 nucleotides long. The record is from the annotation of a GenBank genome assembly. NCBI's taxonomy places the organism in Eukaryota, Viridiplantae, Streptophyta, Magnoliopsida, Lamiales, Orobanchaceae.
AUGGACUGCGAGCCAGCCGAUCGGAACCCUAGAUUCUUCGUCGCCGUACACGUCGGCGCGGGAUACCACGCGCCGUCGGAUGAGGAAGCACUUCGCUCAGCCAUGAAACGCGCCUGCCGCGCGGCGGCUUCCGUUCUCCGCGAGGGCGGCGGUGGAUGUAUGGAUGCUGUUGCGGCCGCAAUUCAAAUUUUGGAGGAUGAUCCUUGCAUAAAUGCUGGACGAGGCUCGAAUUUAUCUGAGGACGGUCAGGUAGAAUGUGAUGCCAGUUUAAUGGAUGGUGACUCUGGAGUUUUUGGUGCUGUUGGUGCAGUGCAAGGUGUUAGAAAUCCCAUACAGGUUGCUCUUCUGCUAGCAAAAGAACAGAUUUUGGGUUCAUCGCUUUUGGGCCGAAUCAGCCCUAUGUUUUUAGUCGGCGAGGGAGCCCGUAUUUGGGCAAAGUCCAGAGGUAUUGCUUCAGAUGACACUGUAGAAGAGGCUAAUGAGUGGUUGGUGACUGAAAGAGCUCGAGAUCGGUGGAAUAGAUAUAGAACAAUGCUUGAUCAUGCCAAAGCCAUUAGCAAUGCAGCUACAUCGGAAGCUUACCUUUCCAACGCAAAGGAACAAUUCAUCAAACCUUAUCCUCUGCAAAAACUUGAUGAAGAUGCCGUAGCAGACACAGUAGGAGUAAUUUGUGUGGAUUCUGAGGGUCAUAUAGCAUCUGGUGCCUCAAGUGGUGGUAUUGCUCUUAAGGUCAGUGGUCGUGUGGGCUUAGCAGGAAUGUACGGUUCUGGUUGCUGGGCAUCUUCAAAAGGCCCUUUUGGAGCUUCUUCUAUCGUCGGUUGUUGUGUGAGUGGUGCCGGAGAGUACCUGAUGAAAGCUUUUGCUGCUAGAGAAUGUUGUGUAUCAGCCUCAUUGUCCCAGGCUGGGCCAAUCAGUGGCUGUGUCAAAGUUGUGAAGCCCCUUCUUGAAAAUGAUAAACGUGGCAGUGAAAAAAGUGCUGGAGUUUUACUUGUGCAAGCUGAUACUUGUUAUGUGGGUCCCGAUGCUCGUGCAAAGCUGAAAGCUGUUGAAAUUGCUGCUGCAUAUACUUCACCAUCUUUUGGAGUAGGUUAUUUUGGAAGCUCUAUGAAGAGACCAAAGGUGUCUAUUCUACGGAGUAAGAAACCACAGAAUCAAAACGGAGUCGAGCAGUUUGCCGCGCUUAUUAAUCUUGAUGCUUGA